Molecule: messenger RNA, 6870 nt
Organism: Rhinolophus ferrumequinum (greater horseshoe bat)
Lineage: Eukaryota; Metazoa; Chordata; Mammalia; Chiroptera; Rhinolophidae
Gene: ZNF502
Product: zinc finger protein 502
Exons: 4
Coding region: 334-1953 (539 amino acids)
Source: RefSeq, a predicted model, not a curated record
GCCACUGCUCUCCCGGGCUGCGGCGGGGACCCGGGAGUCCGGGGUCUCCCCGCAACUAAUUUAUCUGAGACCGUAGUCACCGCUCGGAGGGUAUCGCCUGGAGCUCACGCUCUUUUGUAAGUCAAGAAUUAUUUCACAAAGUGCUUUAUUUAAACUGCAGCCUACAGUCUUAUAUUGAGUUGUGCCUGAAGAAAAACUGUUUGAUAUGACUUUUAGAAGAAAGAACAAUCAGUGUAUCUCUAGGUUGUAGGAAAUGGAGAGUUCCCUAACUACUAUCCAGUUCCUUGGCACACAGUGGAGUUAAAGCAAAGAGAAGAUUUGUGGAUAUUGAAUAUGCAAGGAGCUGAAGAGAGAGAGAUUGGAAAAGAGAUUUGUCCAGGUUGGGUGAGCAAGCCUGUUCCAGAGCAGGAUGCCUCUGAAAUUGAUUCGCCAGGGAUAGUAGAAAAGAGAUUCCAAGAGGAUGAAUCCCAGGAUUCUAUAUUCGAAGAAAAAUAUGCAUGUCAGAGCAUGAAGGAAAACUCUAUGGGAGAGGUUCCUGGGCCGUGCUUUUUUGAGGAAGGAGUUUUUAAGGGAAUAACUUUCAUCCACAAGGAAGCAACUCCUGAAAUGAUUAGCCAAGAAUAUAAUUUUGAGAAAAGGUUGCUUCUGACCUCAAGCCUUGUUACACAUCUCAGGGUUUCUACAGAAGAGAGCCUACAUCAGUGGGAGACAACUAGCGUAAACACCAGUGAGAUUUCAGACCAAAGUAAAUGCCCAACCCUCUCCACACGGAAAAAGUCUUGGACGUGUAAUGAAUGUGGAAAAACAUUUACUCAGAGCUCAUCCCUUACCCAACAUCAGAGAACUCAUACUGGAGAGAGACCAUACACAUGUGAGGAAUGUGGGAAAGCCUUUAGUCGUAGUUCAUUCCUUGUUCAACAUCAAAGAAUUCACACUGGAGUGAAACCAUACAGAUGCGAGCAAUGUGAGAAAACAUUUCGAUGUCGAUCCUUUCUUACUCAGCAUGAGAGAAUCCACACUGGAGACAAACCUUAUAAAUGUAAUGAGUGUGGAAAUUCCUUCCGCAAUCAUUCACAUCUCACCGAACAUCAGAGAAUUCACACUGGAGAGAAACCUUAUAAAUGUAAUAGGUGUGGGAAGGCAUUCAAUCAGAAUACACACCUCAUUCACCAUCAGAGAAUUCACACUGGUGAGAAACCUUAUUUAUGCAAUGAAUGUGGCUCUUCUUUUCGCAAACACUCAAACCUUACACAACAUCAGAAAAUUCACACGGGGGAAAAGCCCCAUAAAUGUGAUGAAUGUGGGAAAACUUUCCAAACAAAGGCAAACCUCUCUCAGCAUCAGAGAAUUCAUACUGGAGAGAAACCCUAUAAAUGUAAGGAAUGUGGCAAAGCUUUUUGUCAAAGCCCAUCCCUUAUUAAACACCUGCGGAUUCAUACUGGAGAGAAACCCUAUAAGUGUAAGGAAUGUGGCAAAGCUUUUACUCAGAGUACCCCACUCACUAAACACCAGAGAAUUCAUACAGGGGAGCGACCCUACAAAUGCAGUGAAUGUGGUAAAGCCUUCAUUCAGAGCAUUUGCCUUAUUCGGCAUCAGAGAAGUCACACUGGAGAAAAACCCUAUAAAUGCAAUGAAUGUGGGAAGGGCUUCAAUCAGAAUACCUGCCUCACUCAGCAUAUGAGAAUUCAUACUGGAGAGAAGCCCUAUAAAUGUAAAGUGUGUGGGAAAGCCUUUGCUCAUAGCUCAUCUCUUACUGAACAUCAUAGAACUCACACUGGUGAGAAGCUCUAUAAAUGUAGUGAGUGUGAAAAAACCUUCCGCAAGUAUGCACACCUUAGUGAACAUUACAGGAUUCACACUGGUGAGAAGCCUUAUGAAUGCAUUGAAUGUGGAAAAUUCUUCAGACAUAGUUCAGUCCUUUUCAGACAUCAGAAACUUCACAGUGGUGAAUAAAUCUGGUGAUAGGUUAUGAUAGUUUCCCUAGAAAUUGUGGGUAGGAAUCUGGCUGGGGGAGAGGGGCAGGUAGAGUUCCUAGAGUGAAGGAUGAAGGAGCCUUGGCGACUGUACUCAAAAGAGUAUUUCCAGAAAUGUCGGUGGGAUCUUGGAGAAUGCAAAGCCUACUCCAGGUGAGCAUCUGGGAGUACAGGGUAGAAAAGUUCCUGCUUUUUAGAUAAAUCCUUGCUGCUUGCCACUCUCCCUGUGACUCUCAUACCUUGAGGUGCCAUUUAUUAAGUUAGCGCAUACUACACCCCUGCCCCACCUUCCCAGCUUACCAUGUAUGUUCACUGACCAGUAGGAUGAGGUGCUUUUUCAAAUACUUUGUGAAAGUGGCAGCAAUUCUGAGUUAGUGCUAAGCAGCCUCCAGAUGUCUGAGGCAGCUCUCACCAUACUAGUGUGGGGGAGGCUGCUUAACCUGUGGAAGUGGUUCCAUGGAUGGGAGACAGAAACAAGUGAAAGACAGUCCCUAUUCAUAACAACAAAUAAGGGGAUACGUGGCAAGAACUGGGCUGAUUGCUACAGCGAUGUUGGUAAAGAAGGCUUUUAUCAGGGUGAGGGAGAUCUUUCCCGAUCUUUUCAAAAAGCUGGAGGGUGAUUUGAGGUUAAGAAGGAAAUGGGUCAGUUGAGACUUCUAGAUUGAUACCAGUUUGUGGGAAGGGAGAUUCGCUCAGAGGGCCAUGGAGAGGAGGGCCCAGCCUGCUUCCCAGAGGAAUACUGGCUUAUCCAGGAAGGACGUGGCCUGUGCUAGGCUGCUGGCGAUAAGAGGCCACCGAGCAGGAAUCCUGCAUGUGACUGAGCAAACCACCAACAUAUCUCUGCGAUGGACUGAGAUGUACGAUUGUCUCGUAACUUUGGGUGGAUCACUGGUUCACAGGGACCGGGGGGAGGGACCCACGGAGAUUAACAGUGUCUGAGCAAAGUGGACUCGGUUUGUUGGCCCUUAGGGAGGAGAAAGCAUUAGUGAUGAAGGAAGACAGCCUUUUAGGUUGGCUAUAGUUGGGGGCUGCUGGACCAGUCCUUAAUAAUAUGUUGGUCACUGUAGCAGGGAGGGCUAGGUUUCACGUAAUUAUGCCAUUGGUGCUAUAACUAUAGAUUUGUUAGAUCUCAGAUGUUUCUGUUUUUUCUUGGGACUGUCUUAUUCCUGGAUAUUUAACCUUCCCUGCAGGUUAGGGGUGUGUAGGGAAACACUUCUCAGGGGAUGAAUUUGGAAAGCGUUAUAGAGGAUUACUUCUUUUUCAAAUCCCUGAAAAUCAAGAUGUCACUGGUUGCUACUGACUUUGAUGGUAUUUUAUUCUUUUGAGAGAAAGGGCAUGCUUUUUCCCCUAUUUCCCCACUCCCUUUCAUGUUCUUAACUGCUACCCAAAGAUUCAACUCUGGAAGAUUAAGUGAGGAUAACCUUUGACUGGUAUUUGAAACCGUUCCUAUGCUCUGAAGUUUAUACAGUUUUAAAAAAUAUGAUUAUUAAAAACAAAAGUAAAUUGAUUCUGGAAUGGUUGAUUAUUUGGAACUGAGCAUUGAAUUUUUUCCAGAGCAACUAUAUUGCUUUGAGCCAUUAAUUACCAUUAAUGGGAAUGUAGCGGAAAUAUCACAUACACUUGUCCCGCAGGUGUGAAGAUUAGGUUCUCAAAACCUGGCACAGAGCAAUUUAUGUUUGAGUAAAUUAAUAUCUUACGGGCAAAAAUAACCCAAUGAGAAGUUUAUAUUUUAUACUCAUAAAAAUAUACAUAUGAGUGUAGUCUACUGAAAGCAAAUGUCAUUGUAUUCCAAAUGAAAAUUAACAGUAUAGAAUUUAUUGCUGGCACCUAGUAAAUGUUCGAUAAAUAUUUAUUUUUUGAAUUAAUAUAUUCUAAUAAAUCUUUGCCCUCCAGAAACUUUAGGAACUUCCAGAUAUGUAAGUAUUUAGCAUAAUAUUUAUACACUGCUAUCUUUGGAGUCUUGAGUGGAGAUAAAGAGGGUAAGGAGAGUUUUCUUGAGGAAGAAAUGGUAAAACCUUAAGGGUGAAAGAUGUUGAUGUUUUUGUUAGAAAUAUUUUCUGAAACGGAAUGGGCACAACUCUUGAGUUUUUAAUUUUCAGGCUAAGAAUCUGGUGCCAUUUUCACUUCCUGGGGAAACAAGAAGGAAAAGAACUUACCAUCUUUCCACUGCCCUUAUCCUGUAUUCUCACAUUUGCACAUAUUUGUUCCUAAGUUUCUCUCAGUUGCCAACCCAUUGUGUAGGUCACUCCAGAUUGGCCCGAAGAGGUAUUUCCCUCUUCCUCAAUCUUCCUUUUUCUUCAGUCUUCAUAUCCCAUCAACUAUUAUAUCCUGUUGACAUUAUCUCCUAAAUCUGGAAGCCAUCUUCUGUUGCUUUAGUCCAAUUCACCAGUUUAUUUUCUAGAGAAUUUUUAUAUUUUCCUAACCAGCCUUUAAGUUUCUUGCCCCACUAGGCCAUCUUUCACAUUUCUUCUGGAUGUCUUUGCAAGACAACUGUGGCAGCUCUAGUGUUCUCUCUCAGAAUAAAAUUCUAGCCCCUUAAAGAGGCUGCACAGGCCCCUCAGCUGGCCUGUGCCUACAUCGCCGUUAGCUGCUAUUCCUGCUUUGCACAUUCUGUUCCAUAGCACACAUUCUUAUGAUUCUACAUCACUGCUGGACUCUACUUUGGCACCUCUGUACAAACUGUCUAUUGCCUCAAUAACGUUCCCUGCUUCUGCUUGCCCGAAAAGCUCCCAUUUGUCACGUAUAAAUGUGCUCAGGCAACAUCACCUUGAAGCUGUCUCUGACCUUACCUAUUUUUAAUUAUUUCUGUAUUUUGUAUCUUCAUCAUUUUCAUGUUACAUACAUUGUAAUGACCUGUUUACUGGUCUUUCUGUUUCCACUGAACUGUCAGCUCCAUCAGGGCAGGGCCAUGUGCUAUUUAUUCAUCUCUGUAUCCAUAGUCUCGCACUUACUAGUUGUUUAAUAAGUAUUUGUUGAGCUCAACUAAAAUAUUAAGUUAGACAGUUCUCCAUGCCAACUUGUGACUUUGGCCCACAGAAAGGAGGUGUAGUGAGUACAUGAGUGUGUCAUUAAGUGUUUGCAAGGAGCAAGAAUUCUAAACCUUUUUGUGAGAUACAGAGUGUGUGGUUGUAUUAAGCAGAGGAUCCCAUAAAAAGAAAUGGUUUGCAGCACACAAAAAAAUUUGUGUUAAAAUUAAGCAUUUGAAUGUCCCACCACAGUUUAACAAAGCACUUUCAGAUAUGUUGGUGUCAGGGUCAGCAGGAAGAGGGAAAUGUACGCAGCUGUGGAAGCAUACCUAUGUCGACUGGAAUACCCAUGAAAUAAGCACGCGCUGGACAGUGAUGCUGGCCUGGCAGGAGAGCAGUUGAGCUUAGAAUUCCCAACACGGAAGUACUGAGCUCAUGGCUUUCCUUAGGCUCUGGAAUGAUAAAGAAAUGGAAUGUGCCAGGGUGGCUGGUUAGCUCGGUUGGUUAGAGCAUGGUCCUGGUAACACCAAAGUUGCUGGUUCAAUCCCCGCAUGUGCCACUGUGAGCUGUGCCAUCCUUAAAAAAAAAAAGAAAUGGAAUGUGUUGCUUAUUCAGAGUAUGCUGAAAUUUAAGUAGUGACUUCAGAAGGACCCCAAGGGAUGAGGUCACAUUUGAUUCUAAAAACAAAAAGGGAAAACAGAGGUCACUGGAAUUGCCAAGGUCACUUGGCUAGUAAGUGUUAAGUGAAGUUGUUCUUUCUGGCUUUUCCUUCAGAUUUUUCUGUAGGUUGUACGUCUGCUACAUGAUGCCUUGUUAUUGUAUCUAUUAUAAGACACAAGUAUAUUGGCCACUUAAGGCUCUAACCUUGCCCUACUCCUAAAGAUGGGAGGAGCUCACUUUAGAUCAAGAAGCUUGGGCUCUCAGAAUCAGACCUUCCUGCAUGUAAGAGAAGGUGAGAAAUGACUUUGCAUUUUGAUCCCACCAUUCUUCCUAUGUAAUGCAGAAAUGUAGCCUUUAUCCCAGGUGGUUUCCGUUUUGUGGAAUGGUUUUGGUGUCCAUCACUUGCAUCCAUUUUCUACCUUUCAGUGAAAGGAGCUCAGCCCAAAUUGCUAUUAGUAUGAUUUCUGUUUCUAGUAAUCUGUUCUGCCUCCAGAUGGGGUCACCCUGGAGGGGUAACCCCCUCCAGGAUUAGUUUCCACACAGCAGAACCUGUUGAUUUAGAGAUUCUUUGAAGCCUAACAAAAAACAUACUUAGCCCUAGCCUAGGCUCUCUGGCCUGUGGGAUGUUAGGGCUGGGGUUAGAACUUGCUAUCUGAUUCCAAAGUAGACACUGGUGAAAAAGGCAAGUUCAACAUUGUUCCCUGGCAUUUCAGCUGACAAUUCUACAAAGGGUCCUCUUUUACCGGAAGAUGGUUAGUGAUGGUUUCAGUCUGUGGCAUCUGCACACCUGAUUUCAGCUCCUAAAUUAGGGGCUCCAUUUUGGGAAAUCAGCCCAUCUGGAAAUUUGAGCAGGAAACUUCUCUGCUGCAUCUCAUUCAUUUAUUCAAGUGUUGAUUCAGUAUGUGCUGCUGCACACUAGGGAUGUGAUGCUGAUCAGACAGCCCUGUUUUCCUGAGCUUACGCAUGGGUAGGAAGGCUUGGAAGUGGAUCAAGUGCCCUGCUGCCUAUGCCUUUAUCCUUGGGGCACAUCUGUCAGGAUUAGCCCUCACGUGCAAAGUGUUCCUGAAUGAGGACCAGCAAGAUCUGAAGUUUUGCAAAACGGGGUCAGGGCCACUAACUUGAGGGCUGAAAAGGUCAAUGCAGAACAAUGACUGGCUGGAGCUGGGAUUUGAGGAACACGAUAGGAUGAACAUUACUGAACAUUUUUUUUAAAAAAGGUUAUCUACUGUAGGAUAACUUUUUUUUUUAAUUGGGAAAUAUUGGGGAACAGU